GGGCUUAAAUUUCAUAUCAAAUGAGACGAAAACUUUUAAAAACCAUGCGUUUUAAGAAAUUUUGAUUUAAAUAUUUUUUUAAUCUGAACUUUGACCCUUAAUAACUUUUGUAAUUGUUGUUUCCGCAAAAGAAAUAUUCCUUUAUACUCACCGGAAUGAGAUCUAUCGAUCACCAUAUGUUUUUUGUUUUAAAUUUGGGAAUCGGAGCUAUUCUGCAUCUAUGCCGAAAAUUACAUCAAAGAUAGUAUUAAAAACUUGGAGAUUUUUUCUUAAAAAAAAGGAGCUUUUUAGGUUUAUAGCGCUUUUCGAAAUAAAUGACUUGGCAUCACGGAAAACUCAUUGACAGUUGUUGAAAAUAGAAAGCAAACAAAAACAGGGCGAUUUCUUAUCUGUCGGAAUUUUUUUACCUUUUUCCAUAAUUAGCAGUAGUUACAAAUUAGUUUAAAUAUAAAAUAUUACUCAUCUAAACUCACAAUAUCGGAAUCACAAUCAUCGCAUAUCAAAACAGAAUAUGUAUCUAGCAUGAAGUACUUUGUAGCAUAAUUAAAACUAUCCUUACGCGGAACUCGAUAUGGUGUGAAGGAGAGGAAUCGCCAGAAUGAAUGAGCCCCUUCAAGCAAAUAAUGAGAAUUGUGAACAAAUGCCAGGUGCCAGUGGUGGUGAUGUCGCCACCACAUCCAGCGCAACUACUCCCACAACGAGUAAGGAGAAACGCAAUUGGUUCCAGUCAUUGACUAGACGAAAAAAGUCUCAAUCACAAAUAUCACUUGCUGAUAUACCAUCAACAUCACGGGAACCACCUAAUACACAAAACAACAACAAUGAACCUUUGCAGGCGGCUUGUAUCAGAAACCCAAGUAGUGGCUACGAUUCGAAUACUAAUAAAGAGCACGGGCUAAGCAGCUCGACUGGUCGUAAGCGUAAAGACGAAAAGAAUGUAUUCCAACGGUUGCGAAAGAAAAUGGGUUUGCGCUUUUCUUCGUUGCGUCAUCGCAACGAUGUUGGCGAUGAAGCCAAGUUUGGUACUGGGGCGAAAUAUCAAGACUCGACGCACAAAGGCAACUAAGCGACAAACCCACCGGUUCGUUUCUGGUGCGUGAUUCGGAAACUCGUGGCUGCCAGUUUACGUUAAGUUUUCGAAUUGUGAACGUAACGUUUCAUUAUCGCUUAGAAUACCGUGAUGGAUAUUGGCAUUUUGAGGAAUUACAAUACGAAUCUAUUGUGGAAAUGAUAGAAGACAUUCUAUAUCGUUGUACUAAUGAUAAUUUUGUAUGUUUCGUAAAAGUACAGAAUGAAUUGCAACCGCCCUGUCCAGUCAUAUUGAAGUAUCCACUUAGUCGCUAUUUCAAAAUGCCACAGUUGCAGGACUUGUGCCGACGUGUUAUACAGCAACAUACCGCAUCUGAAGAAAUUCCAAAGCUGCCGAUUCCACCAAAGCUUCAAGAAUAUUUAAAUGUUAAACGCGAACUAGUAUUUCAUAGUUAAUCAUAAAUUAACUCAUUUAUAAGAAACUGUUGUUUUUGACACAUGCGAAUUGUUUUGCUUAUUGCUAGAACUUUUAAUAAUUGCAAUCGUUAUAUAACACUAAAGUCAAAAAAAAUACUUAGAUGAAAGCCAAAGUAGGGAUAGCAAAAACAAUAAAAACCACACACAUGUAGUAAAUAUUUAAUUUAAAAACACGACAAAAAAGUUCACUAAUAGAGUAUUAGAUUGAAUUAUAUGUAUGUAUGUGUUACACCCCACAUACGUCCAUUCUUAAAAUCUUAUUUUUUGAAAAAAAUAUGCAAACAGAGAGAGUUCCAUAUGUAUAUUUAUGUAUGUACAGUA
This is a messenger RNA of Rhagoletis pomonella (apple maggot), 1827 nucleotides long. RefSeq lists its product as uncharacterized. Gene Ontology annotation, molecular function: 1-phosphatidylinositol-3-kinase regulator activity. Gene Ontology annotation, cellular component: phosphatidylinositol 3-kinase complex. The record is from RefSeq and is a predicted model, not a curated record. Lineage: Eukaryota; Metazoa; Arthropoda; Insecta; Diptera; Tephritidae. Gene Ontology annotation, biological process: phosphatidylinositol phosphate biosynthetic process; intracellular signal transduction.